This is a messenger RNA of Lactuca virosa, 717 nucleotides long. NCBI's taxonomy places the organism in Eukaryota, Viridiplantae, Streptophyta, Magnoliopsida, Asterales, Asteraceae. The record is from the annotation of a GenBank genome assembly.
AUGACUUCUAAUGCUUCGACUACACCGUCUGUGGAAUCAACCGCCACCGAUAGACAUAAACGGAAUUCGGAUGAUGUUGGUUGGGAAUAUGGUUUUAUCCCGGAUAAAAUCAAUUUGGAUAGAUUGAAAUCUAAACAUUCACAAGAUGAAGCCUUAAGAUUUGAGGUGAGACAAGAAUUUCAUGACAGCGUGGAUGGAGUAGAAGCUUCUUUGGGGUUGAAAGCACCAAAUGUUAUAGGCCCCAUGGAUGGCUACGCAAACGUAAUAAACCACGAAGAAGGCUUGAAUGCGAGAAAGGGAAAAAAUGUUGAUCUUAACAAUAUUGACCGAAAAGAAAGAAUAUUCACGGUCCAUAAAUACAUUAGUAGGUGGCCAUAUGAAAGCGCAAUUCCUUUUCAUGCCUUUGAAAGGGAUAGCUUCAAAAUGAUGUUGGAGGUUGUUGGCCAAUUUGGAAUCGGGCUUCCACCUCCUACUGGAUAUGCUUUGAGUGACACACUUCUAAAGCAUGAGGUUGAAAGAACAAAAAACUUGUUGAAAAAAAAUGAACAAGAAUGGAAAGAGGAUGAAUGCUCAAUUAUGACAGAUGCUUGGUCUGAUCGAAAGAGAAGGAGCAUUAUGAAUUUAUGUGUUAAUUCGAAGAUUGGUGCUGUUUUUUUAUCUUCAAAAGAAUGUUCCAACGAAGCACAUACAAGCCAAAAAAUAUACGAAUAUGUGUAG